GGUCGGCGGCGGUCUCCGGGGAUGUGGAGAGCUGGCAGCAUGUCGGCCGAGCUGGGAGUCGGCUUGGCACUGCGGGCCGUGAACGAGCGCGUGCAGCAGGCGGUGGCGCGGCGGCCGCGGGAUUUGCCAGCCAUCCAGCCCCGGCUAGUAGCAGUCAGCAAAACCAAACCUGCAGACAUGGUGAUUGAGGCCUACAGUCACGGCCAGCGCACUUUCGGGGAGAACUAUGUUCAGGAACUGCUAGAAAAAGCAUCAAAUCCUAAAAUUCUGUCUUCGUGUCCUGAGAUCAAAUGGCACUUCAUUGGCCACCUACAGAAACAGAAUGUCAACAAAUUGAUGGCUGUCCCCAAUCUCUCCAUGCUGGAAACAGUGGAUUCUGUGAAGCUGGCAGACAAACUGAACAGUUCGUGGCAGAAAAAAGGUUCUCCUGAGAGGUUAAAGGUUAUGGUCCAGAUUAACACCAGUGGAGAGGAGAGUAAACAUGGCCUCCUGCCCUCAGAGACAGUAGCCAUGGUGGAACACAUCAACACCAAGUGCCCCAGCCUGGAAUUCGUGGGGCUGAUGACCAUAGGAAGCUUUGGGCAUGAUCUUAGUCAAGGACCAAAUCCGGACUUCCAGGUGUUAUUGUCCCUCCGGGAGGAGCUGUGUAAAAGGCUGAGUAUCCCUGCUGACCAGGUUGAGCUGAGCAUGGGCAUGUCCAUGGACUUCCAGCAUGCAAUUGAAGUAGGGUCUACGAAUGUCCGAAUAGGAAGCACCAUUUUUGGCGAGCGAGAUUACUCAAAGAAGCCUGCCUUAGACAAGUCCUCAGCAGACCUGAAGGCCCCAGUGGAGGUGGCACAGGCACAUUGAGCCAGGGAACAACCAGCAGUGGCUGAGAGCCAGGGGCCCCUGUCCAGAAGACUAACUAUGCACUCACCUGGAUUUUCAUUUAAUAUUCCCUAUGUCACAGCACAGCCAUGCUGUCCUUGUGACCUGCAGAGACGAGUGCUGACGAUUCUGUGUGGUGAUGGAAAUCGUCUGUAUUUAGUGUCUGACAUAGGAAGCUCCCUUCAAGCAGUGGCUUUGGAUUAAAUUUGAGAAAUCCAGUCAUUUCUGCAGGACAGAUACCAAAUCAAUAGCCAGGAAUUGAGUUCAGUAUUGAAUCCUGCCCAAGAGCACCAACCAACCCGUGAAUGCAUUUUCCAGGUUAAAAUUUGAUCACUGAUGCCUAUAAUCACCGAAGUCAGAGGGAUUCCCAUUUGUCAUCCACUAUAACAGAAAAUUCCCUCUGGUUACCAGCUUCCUACAAAUCCUGCUGAGUAAUUGUCUUUGCUGCUCUGGAGCAAGGGGAUUUCUGCCCCAAUUUCCACCCCACCCAGUAGAUAUUUGUCUCUGCUCUGGAAUGGCAGUACAGGUACCUUCAGGGAAUGGCUCAAGUAAUGCUCCAAACGCAAAUUGUUGCUCAUGAGAGUUUGUGUCAUUGGUCACCCCGUGGUGACCAAUGAAAUUUACAGAGGUCCCAUAAACAGCACUGGGGUCUUUCUCUCAUCCUCCUGAAGAGACAGGACUUGGAGCUUUUUUCUCUGGCCCUGCAGUGAUGAGGAUUUAAUGAUAUGAUGUCUCCUCCACUAUAAUCCUCUUUAUGGUGAUUUCUUAUCAAAGACCAAUGAGUCUGGUGGCUCCCCAGAAAUGAGAUUCCUCCAAAGCUGGUUCAGACGCACAGUUGCAACAAGGCCUAGUUUUGAGUUCCUGUCCCUGAGGAGCACUUUCCAGGCACAUUACAGCCUCUUCUCCCCACUAGAGUUAUAAGUCAGAAUUCUGCAACUCUUCUUUUUUUUUUUUUUUUUUUUGUGAGGAGAUGAGCCCUGUGCUAACAUCUGCCAAUCUUCCUCUUUUUUUGCUGAGGAAGACUGGCCCUGGGCUAACAUCCGUGCCCAUCUUCUUCCACUUUAUAUGGGACGCUGCCAUAGCAUGGCUUGUCAAGCAGUGCGUCGGUGCGCGCCCGGGAUCCAAACCGGUGAACCCUGGGCCACCAAAGCGGAGCGCGAGCACUUAACCACUUGCACCACCAGGCCAGCCCCUGCAACUCUUCUUGAUUGUUAAUAAAGUAGCAAGAUCUUCAAAAACCGGAAAGCACAAUUCUCAGAUAGUCAUGACAGACGACUUCAGUCUGGGUAGUUUAUUUUCUAGAGAGUUUUUUCUCUUAUUUAUUCAAGCCCCAGUCUGUAACUUUAUGAAAUAACUUUCAGAACAUGAUGCUGCUGCCGAAUGUAAUUUUGUAAAACUUAAACCGUUAUGAUUCCUGUACUGUUUGAAUCAAAGCUAUAGUGUGAUAUUUCAAAGUCUAUUAAAUAAAGAUGUGAGUUUGAAUUAUACCA
Molecule: messenger RNA, 2357 nt
Organism: Diceros bicornis minor
Lineage: Eukaryota; Metazoa; Chordata; Mammalia; Perissodactyla; Rhinocerotidae
Gene: PLPBP
Product: pyridoxal phosphate binding protein
Exons: 8
Coding region: 22-849 (275 amino acids)
Cellular component (GO): intracellular anatomical structure
Molecular function (GO): pyridoxal phosphate binding
Source: RefSeq, a predicted model, not a curated record